Messenger RNA from Oenanthe melanoleuca, 2029 nucleotides. RefSeq names its product ubiquitin carboxyl-terminal hydrolase 42-like. Gene Ontology annotation, molecular function: cysteine-type deubiquitinase activity; cysteine-type endopeptidase activity. Bases 173 to 1684 code for a protein of 503 amino acids. Lineage: Eukaryota; Metazoa; Chordata; Aves; Passeriformes; Muscicapidae. The transcript has 11 exons. The record is from RefSeq and is a predicted model, not a curated record. Gene Ontology annotation, biological process: protein deubiquitination; regulation of apoptotic process. Gene Ontology annotation, cellular component: cytosol; nucleus.
GUCCUGAGGAGUGAGCCACUGAAAGCUCAGCUGGGCUGAGCUGGCCUUCGGGAUAUCUAGGCUCCUUCUAGAGUGGGCCUGCCUUUUUCCAAGCAUUCUUCAUCCUUGACAACAGCUACAAACACCAUCAAAACGUUUUUGAUAGCUGAAGGUGCUUUACGUUGCCGAGGGAAUGGCUCUGCCACAAAGGAUCGUCUCUGCCUCUGAGAAGAUUUGCAUGGACUGGCAGCAGAGACAGAGAGCUGGAGCAGGGCUCUUCAACCUGGGCAAUACUUGCUAUGUCAAUGUUAUCCUGCAGUGCCUGACAUACACCCCUCCUCUGGCUAACUACCUGCUCUCCUCCAAGCACAGCCAGUCGUGCCAGCAGCAAGGUUUCUGCAUGAUGUGCACCAUGGAAGCGCACGUCAGGAAGGUCCUGUGCUCCUCAGCCAGUGCCAUCCUGCCUGGAGCUGUCCUCAGGGACCUCAAAUUCAUAGGAGAAGAGUUUGAAUACGGCAGGCAGGAGAACGCCUACGAGUUCCUGCGCUGCACUCUCAGCGCCAUGCACAGAGCUUGUCUCCGUGGAAGCAGCGACUUGGACGACUCUUCACAACAAACUACCAUUGUCCAUCAAAUAUUUGGGGGCUUCAUGAAAUAUACAGUCACGUGCUUGAGCUGCCAAGCAGUUGUUGCUUCCUACAAGGCCUUCCUGGAUGUCUCUUUGGAUAUCAGAGCAGCCUCAUCCCUCACCACAGUUCUGGAGGACUGUGUGACACCCAAGCAGCUGGAUCAGAAAGAGUGCUUCAGAUGUAGCAAGUGUAAGAAGAAAGCUGCUGCCUCCAAGAAAGCUACAGUCCAUCGUGCACCCAGAGUCCUCACACUGUGUCUGGAAAGGGCUGACCAAUGGACUGGCACAAAGAUCAGCAAGUUUGUGGAGUAUCCUGAGUACUUGGAUCUUCGGCCAUACAUGUCUGACACAUCUGGAGAACCCCUCCUCUGCUCCUUAUAUGCCAUCGUGGUUCACAGUGGGGACACCUGUCUUGAAGGACACUUCCUGUGCUACACAAAGGCCAGCAAUGGGCUGUGGUACAAGAUGGACGAUGAGUCUGUGGAUAACUGUGACAUCCACACAGUUCUAGGGCAGCAAGCCUACUUGCUGUUUUAUGCCAGGUGCUCGGAUUUGAAAAUGACAGGAAUGACAGUUUCCUCUCCAGCACCACAUGCCCAUGCCCAGCUCGGCCAGGGAGCAGCCAGCCAGCAGCAGGCAGGCUCUGCAGCACAGGCUCUGCCUGGCAGGAUUAAGGUGGAGCACAGGCAGAGGAACCGUGCCAGGGAGAGGGCCCGCAGCAGAUCCCCACAGCGGGGCACUGAUCUCUUCAGCUGGAUCAUGAACAGCACCAACAGCAAUUUAACAGGAAGGAGGAGGAAAAGAACCAGUCCUUUAAACCUUGAGAGUGUUCCCAGGAGUGCCACAGCUCCAGGGCCCUCCAACAGGAUCUGCCAGCAGGUGCCUGUACCAAGCCUUGCUUGGGUGCAAGCCUUGCCAGUUCAGAGAGAGCUGGGCAGAUCUUCAUGGCAGGACUAUGGUCUCUGGAGCCAGAUUGUGGAGAUCAUGAACUCUUACCAGUCAGUGUGGAGGUCUGAGCAUCCCAGAGAUGUAUAUCAGACAAACACAGCCUGGGUGAUGCAGCAGCACAGCAUCUGAAAUCAACAACAACCCACCUGUUUGGAAUCAACAAGCAGAAAAGCCAAAGCCAGAAUUAAAACCCCUUGUUGGCCUGUGGAGGACCAGAUCUAAGUAUGUUUUGUCUCAAACAUUCUGAUUAUUACAAUUGGAAAGGUCAUUGGAGGAGACAGUCCUGCAGAGGUGGGGCAGCACUGUGCUGAGCCAAAGUCCUGCUCUGCUUUGACACUCAUGCUCACUUCCCAGAAGAGGGCCAAAAGGGCUGGCUGUGCCUGCAUGAAGAAAGCAGCUCAAAAAGUUUAGUCAGUGUCAGAGGUAGGCAUCAAGGUAACUAUUAAAGGAAGCCAAUUGGCCCCCUUGGCUCUU